CCCGUUUACUGCUUCUGUUUGGUGAUGUUGUGGACUCAUUUGCAUCUUUUGUUGUUCGUCCGAGUAAAGCCCUGCUCCCAUCUUACCUCUAUCCUAAAUCAUUGGCGGAGAUUUCUUGGCCUCUCUCCCUUCUCUCUACUUCAUUUCCUAAUGAACGAGAACCUAGGGUUCUCGUGCGCACUCCUCCAGCGGCCAUCUUCAGAUAUCAAGCUCCUCACAGUCACGGAAGAACGCCGCAGCUGGCACCAUCGUGGGGUUCGCCACCGUCACAUAUUCUCAUCGCCUUGAUGUCGUCCGCACGAGGUUCCAAGUACACGAUGGGCGAACUGCAAGCCUUCCAACAUUCAGGAACACCCCUAACGCUCUAUUCCAUCAAAACAAUGGUAUACCGGUUCAGAUCAGAAAAGUUUUUGAGGUUUGGGGGAAUAAAUCACUCAGGGAUUUAGUUGGCUGAAAGGAAGAAAGAAUCAAAGCUUCCCAUGACAGAAAAAUCCCUCUCUUCACUCGUGAAGAACCUCAUAAAACCGGUCAAGAACAUACACGAAUUUCUUAGGAGUGGUACUAUUGCACACUUCAAACUACACGAAUUUCUGUUUUUUUUGUGGGGUUGAAUAAACCUCUAAUCUUCAAGAUAUCGUUAUUAUGAGUAUCACAAUUGGGGCAGUUGUAGAGGAGGAGGAGGAGGGGGGGGGGGGCAUGACACUUCUCAUCAUGUUUUUAUUUGCAGGCCCACUUGAAGUUGAAUAAAUGGAAGUGGUUGGUUUUUCUUUCCUAAAAGAACCAGAGUUUCUUCUCCUGUUUAUGAGUUGAUUGGAGAAGCCCACUUGAGACUGUGCGGAGAACGUUUUCUCCAUAGGCAGUUCAAAAAUUGAAUCUUUUCCAUUCCGAUAAUAUCUCAGUAGUCUGUCUACAAAUACAAAGACCUUAUUCCCAGCUAGGUUUAUUCGACAUACACAAUUGUUUCCGCCGAAUCUGACAUGGUUGUGAAGAAGGGAAUCGCGAGGCUGUAUAACUGACCAUCUAGGUAGGGGUUUCGACAUAAGAGGCUGCUCAUCGCGAGGCCUGGGAUUCAAGGAGAUACGGCUCACGCUUUAGGGAUUCAAAAUGUUUGAGACAAUGGAAGUGCAGGCAGAACAACAGGUUGAAAAAGAGCCACCAAAUGAGGUUCAAACACAAGCUGAAAUGCUCAGUAAUGCACCACAUUGUCAUCAUAUAGAGCCAGAAUUAAAUAGAGAUAUUCCAGAGCAUGAAGAAGAUGGUCAAGAGUCCUUAGAAUCUGGGGAUGACAAGACUUCUAACGAGGAUGAGGAUGAGCUAAAUGAUGACAUCGGUGGAGAUGUAAGGGAUGCUCAGAGUGGGAUUGAGGAUGCCGAAGAAUGCAGUGAGUAUUAUGACUCGGAUGAUCCCCCAAGUGGUGAGUCAGACUCUGAAGAAGGGCAUGAAGAAGGUUCUGAUGUUCACUCCAAAGGCAAAAAGAAUAUGAAAUGUUGUACUUAUAAUCCACCGUCUGAAUCAAAAAGUCUAGAGGUAGACAUGUUAUUUGAUGAUGGUAGACAGUUUAAGAGUGCAUUGAUCAGCUACGCAGUGCAUAAGAAAAGAGAUGUUAGGUGGAAAAAGAAUGAGCCUCAAAGAGUUCAAGCAACUUGUGUAGGUAAAUGUCCUUUUAAGUGCACUGCCUCAUGGUCAAAUCAGUACAAAUGCUUCCAGUUGAAGACUUGGGUUGGUAAGCAUAGAUGCAAUAAGAAAUUCAAAUUGAAGGUGGUAAGUCAGACCUGGCUGGAAGAAAAAUAUGAGAAUAAAAUCUUUGAAAAUCCUUCCAUUAGAAAUGUUGAGCUACAGAAAGUAGUACGUGAUGAGUUAAAGCUAAAUGUCAACAUUUCCAAGGUGAAGAGAGUGAUUAGAAAUGUGUUAAAAAAAGUGAAUGCAUCAUUUGGGGAGCAAUUUAAUAGACUGAGAGACUAUGCACACGAGUGUAUUAGGUCCAAUUUUGGGAGCACUGUGAUAGUAAAGACACAGAGGGUGACUGAAGACGGUCCAGAAGUAUUUCAGAGGAUGUAUGUAUGCUUUGGGGCACUGAAAAGAAGGUUUUUAGCAGGGUGUCGUAAGGUAAUUGGGCUUGAUGGAUGUUUUUUAAAAGGCAUGCUUAAAGGGGAGUUGUUGACUGCAAUUGGUAGGGACGCAAAUAAUGAAAUGUACCCUAUAGCUUGGGCUGUGGUAGAGAUAGAGAACACGGACUCUUGGAGAUGGUUUCUCGAUUUACUUAAGCAUGACCUUGACAUCAACAACACGCAUCAUUGGACUUUGAUGAGUGAUCAACAGAAAGGUUUGGUGAAUGUGAUCAAGGAGUUAUUUCCUAACUCUGAGCAGAGAAACUGUUGCAGACAUAUUCAUGCUAAUUGGAGUAAGAAGCACAGAGGCAAGGUGAUGAAAAAUCAUUUCUGGAUAUGUGCAAGGUGCACCACAGAAGCAGAUUUUCUUGAGCAAAUGAGUGCUCUUGGAAAGGUCAAUGAUGCAGCGAAAACUGAUUUAGAAGUGUACGAUCCCCGUCAAUGGUGCAAGGCAUUCUUCCGAACGGAUGUGAAGUGUGAUAUUCUCGACAAUAAUCUGUCAGAAUCAUUUAAUAACACUAUUGUGAAAGCACGUUCAAAACCUAUAAUUCCAUAAGAGUUGCCACCAUGAAGAGGAUUGCACGCAAGGUGCAGUUUGGAGCAAAAUGGGUUGGUAACCAUGGGCCUCGGAUCAUGAAGAAACUAAAUGCUAAUAUCAUCGCAAGUAUGGGUUGGAAGGUGGUUUUUAAUGGUGAUGAUGGCUAUGAGGUCAAACGAGGGAGGCAUCAAUACAAGGUUAGACUACACGAGAGAAUGUGCUCAUGUAGAGCAUGGGACUUGAGCGGCAUCCCAUGUCAACAUGCUAUAUGCGCUAUCUUUGACAUGGGUGGGGAGCCUACCAAUUAUAUUGAUCAUUGCUACUCAAAGGAAGUGUACCAGACCAUUUAUUCACACCAUCUUGAGCCAAUGAAUGGGGAGUUGCUUUGGCCAAGGACUCAAAAUAAUGAUAUUGCACCCCCGAUUCCUAAAAAAUUAACUGGGAGACCUAAGAAGAAAAAAACUCGUGAGGCGAAUGAGGUGAGACAAUCUGUGAAGGCAAGGAGUACUGUGUCAAGGAAAGGGAGGAUAAUGACAUGUUCAGUUUGCAAGAAAGAAGGUCAUAAUAAAGCAAAGUGUCCCAACAAACCCCAUGAUUCUCAAACAAGUUCCACCCGACCAUCAUCAUCUCGUCAACCUCCAAAAGCCAAAAAAAUGAGGCAUACUGCCCAUGGAGGAGUAAAUGAAGGGCACAACUGAAGAGGGAAUAUUCCACAAUGCUUAGAGGACACAUUGAAAAGGGAUGUAACCCCUUAUGUAUUUGAAGUUUUUGUUAAGCCAAACUAUGCUUAAUCUUAAGUGACUAUUAUGCCUUUUUGUUACUAUGUUUUGGUGAAAAUAGCCUAUGUGUAGGCAAUAUGGCAUUAGCAAGUGUGUUGUAAGCACUUUUUUUGUCCACUGUUAUGAAAGACAUGGUUAUUGAUAUAAUUGUUAUUCGUGUUGCUUUAUUAUGA
This is a messenger RNA of Cuscuta epithymum, 3598 nucleotides long. NCBI's taxonomy places the organism in Eukaryota, Viridiplantae, Streptophyta, Magnoliopsida, Solanales, Convolvulaceae. The record is from the annotation of a GenBank genome assembly.